UCUGGGACGCGCAGUUUGUUUGUUUGCUAUGUGAGCUUCGGAGUUAGUUUAAUGAGCCAGUGAGGCAUGCUAGUCCUUACAGGGCAUCCCCCCAAAUCUCCAAGCAUAUUGUAUGAGAAGAUAUAUUAAAUUCAUGAAGAUAGCAAGCUGUUGGCUCGAUCGGUAGCGGUUUCGCUUCAUCAUUGGAAUACCGUGAUAUUAUUUCAGUUAACGUCAGCUUGCCAACAGCUGAUGUACGUGGCAUUCAUGUACGUUUUUUAAUAUUUAGGGGAAGGUCUGAAUGUUCGGAUCAUUAAAGUUCUGGAAUUCGCCGCAAGCCCCCCGUCGAUAAACAACAAUGGAAAUGUCAACUAAAGGUAAGGCCAAGCGGAGGCACCUGAGUGCCAGGGAAAGCGAUGAGCUGGGCCAGAAUUUUGGGGGUCCCCUGACUCAACCCUACACUGCAGCUCGCAGCAGCCUUGACCCCAACCGGAGGCUCUACCCCCGGACCCCACCUAAAAGAGGGCGGAAAGGUGUGGACAACGGCUCCCCGCAGAAGCCCAUAACGCAGUUCUUCCCUGUGAAGGGGGUCCUCCGCUCCAGUCCCCAAAAAGCCGCCGUGGCGCGGGAGGAGCCGGCGAGCACGGACGGGCCGCCGGAAGAUGAAGGCGACCCGUUCGAGGGCCUGACCGAAAGCAUGUUCGACGACGACGACGACGACGACGAGGAGGGCCUGGCUUUGAGUCUGGACGCGGGCGUCGCCUCUUCUCCCCCUCUGAACCCCGCCGGGCCGGUCCGGGUGAAGGCCGAGGACGACGAUGAGGAGUACCCGGUGGAGCCGCUCCCCGACGCUCACUACGGCCUCCUGGGGCACCGCGCGGGCUGGCAGGAGCCCCGGGGGCAGCUGGGGGACCUCCCGGAGGAGAUCCUGAGGGUGGUGCUGGGCUUGCUGCCGGCGGGGGACCUGUACAGACACGUCAGCCUGGUGUGCCGGCGCUGGAGGGCUGUGGUCUGCGACCCGCUGUUCGUGCCCUGGAAGAAGCUGUACUACCGGUACCAGAGGGGCGAGAAAGAGGCGGUGCGAGACAUUAAAUCCAUUUUGGAAGAGAACCGUAUCACUGCCCAGGAGGAUCUCUGCAUUCUCAACAUGGUCAGGUACAUGGCCCAGUUCAAGCACAGUCGCCGGGUGCAGCCGGAAGAGGUUCUGCGUUGCGUCCGGGAGCAUCCUCUCUUCCCCGAGGUCCGAGCCUGCAUGAAGCACCGUCUCCCUGACCUCCCUGAGCUCCCGGGGGGUCCGAACCCGUGGUCUGCCAUGGCCCUGAUGCUGAUUCUGGCUGACGGGGUGAAGGAUGUGCAGGAUCUGGUGGUGCGAUUGAGGAGAUCGGGGUGCCUGCUCUCCCCUGGAGGGGUGUCGGAGUUCCUGUGCUGCGUGGCUGUGCUGCUGCUGGCCAUGAGAAAGCAGGGCAUCAAGAUGAGCAGCAGGUGCCACUACAACAUCUUUUAUGUGCUCCACUUGAUGGAGAACUCCCCUCCUCCAACCGUCGCACCAGUGAGCAGUUCGGCCGUGCAGGUGACCCACGAGCAGCAGAUGAUCCUCAACCACGACAUCCGGCCUGGCCACAUCGUCAAGAUCAUGGCCUUCGCGGGCACGGGGAAGACGUCCACGCUGGUGCUGUACGCCCAGCGGAGGCCUCACCUGCGCUUCCUCUACCUGGCCUUCAACAAGUCCACCGCCAACGAGGCCCAGCUCCGCUUCCCCGGGAACGUGGACAGCAGGACGGUGCACUCCCUGGCCUUCGCCUCGGUCGGAAAAAGUUAUCAGAACAUGAAGAAGCUGUCCUUCAACCUCCAGCCCUUCUCUGUGGCCUGGGUGCUUCCCAAAGGCCUGGGGGGGUUUGUCAACGCCAAGGUGGUCACCCAGACCCUCAAAUCCUUCUUCGCCUCUGCCGACCACGGCAUCUCCAUCAACCAUGUCCCACAUGAGUACAAGAACACCAACGGGAAAAUGAAGACGCCCAGCGACACCGAGAAGCAGAUGUUUGCGGACGAAGCGCAAAAGAUAUGGGAGAAAAUGACUGCCUUAACCAAGACGAGGGAGAUUGCGUACCACAUGACCCAUGAUGGUUACCUGAAACUGUGGCAGCUACAGAAGCCGCGUCUCGACAAAUACGAUGCCAUUUUCAUUGAUGAGGCUCAAGACUGCACGCCAGCAAUCAUGGAUAUCCUACUCCACCAGGACUGUGGGAAGAUCCUGGUGGGAGACCCCCACCAGCAGAUUUACACCUUCAGAGGGGCUGUCAACGCCCUGCAAGAGGCACCCCAUACUCACCUGUACUAUCUCACCCAGAGCUUCAGAUUCGGCUCAGAAAUCGCCUACGUUGGAGCUACGAUUCUGUGGUUCUUCAAAGGGGUGACGAAGAUGCUGGUCGGUGGCAGUCAGGAAGGUAGCGUGAGGGGAGAGGAGGAGGAGCCCGCUGGGCGGGCGGCAGUCCAGGGCGGGGGCGCGGUCGCCAUCCUCUCCCGCUGCAACGUGACCGUGUUCGACCAGGCCGUCCAGCUCACCUCCGCCCCCGACCCCCCGAGAAUCCACAUCGUGGGCGGGGUCGACAAUUUCGGACUGCGGAAAAUCAUGGACAUCUGGGUGCUGAUGCAGCCGGAGAGCUAUCGUAAUCAGAAGAGCCUGACCAUCGGGGACAACUUCAUCCGGAGCUUCUGCAGGCCGAGCUUGGGGGGCUACGGCGGCCUGAAGCGCUACGCCUGCCACACGGAGGACCGGGAGUUGGAGGGCAAGCUGGCCGUGGUGGAGAAGUACAGCCACCGCAUCCCUGAGCUGGUGGAGCGCAUAUACCACUGCUGUGUGGGCACCCCACAGAGCGCAGAUUAUGUUUUGGGCACGGUGCACAAGGCGAAAGGGCAGGAGUUUGACAAGGUCAUCGUCACGGACGACUUCGCCAAAGUGCACUGUACUGGGCACACGCGCCAGAGGGUCUGCAGCAUGGCCCAGAGGGACGACGGGUCCCUGAACGUUCCGGAGGACGAGUGGAACCUGCUUUACGUGGCCGUGACCCGCGCCAAGAAGAAGCUGGUCAUCACCAAAACCAUCGAGAACGUCCUGACCAUGGCCACGGAGUAUUUCCUGCGGCCGGUGUUCACCAGCACCCUGCUCAGAGAUGGACAGCUACUUGGCUGCUGCGUUCCUGAGUGCCAUAACCCCAUCAUGGAGGACUCGGUUCUCACCAUGUGCAAGGUCCCCAUUACAUAUAAUGACUCAGCGGAGAGUGGAGGGCCUCUGUGUGUGACCUGUGUGGAGCAGCGUCUGGGUCACAUGACCUACCUGUUCGCCUCACCUGAGCAGGUGAAGGCCACACCCUACACACUGGAGAGGGUGGAGUUUCCCAUCAAUGUUGCCAUGCUGAUGGCACUGUUCUGAGAUUACCUGUGCUUCUUGGACCUGCCAAUGAACACAUCACCAUGGUGAUCGCUUUUUAAAACGGCAUAAUUGUUAUUUUUUAUAAAAAGCUUUGUCAGAAUUUUUAAAUAUCUGUUCCCAAUCGCCUACAAACAUUCAAACAUUGUUUUCCUGUGUAACUUAAAACAAACUAUUCUGUGUUGCUGAUACUUAUUUUGUAAUAUCUUCAUUUAUAAUAAGAGUCUUUGCAUCUGUA
Messenger RNA from Conger conger (European conger), 3644 nucleotides. RefSeq names its product F-box DNA helicase 1 (gene fbh1). Gene Ontology annotation, cellular component: nucleus. The transcript is spliced from 21 exons. Gene Ontology annotation, biological process: double-strand break repair via homologous recombination; replication fork processing. The record is from RefSeq and is a predicted model, not a curated record. NCBI's taxonomy places the organism in Eukaryota, Metazoa, Chordata, Actinopteri, Anguilliformes, Congridae. Gene Ontology annotation, molecular function: ATP binding; DNA binding; protein binding. Bases 338 to 3409 code for a protein of 1023 amino acids.